Molecule: messenger RNA, 633 nt
Organism: Lizanozyma spartinae
Lineage: Eukaryota; Fungi; Ascomycota; Pichiomycetes; Serinales; Debaryomycetaceae
Exons: 1
Coding region: 1-633 (210 amino acids)
Source: RefSeq, a predicted model, not a curated record
AUGGGGCUACAAGUUCUAUUCCAAGAGAAACGUCGAGCUAUGUCACUGAGUGGCACGAGACCAGAACCCAUUACGGAAUCGACUAAACGGCGACAAUCCUCCAUUUCAUCACCACUGGGACCGUGGGCCAGACGAAACUCGUUUCUAAGUAGAGAUAUGUUACUGGAUGAAAACUAUUCAGUGUAUGAAUCUCAUAGUGUGUUUACAAGCAACGGAUAUACCAAAUAUAAUGUGAUUAGUCUUCGGGAAUCUCAAGGGUUUGUGUUUAACCAAGACUUGUUUGCUUCACCGUAUCAGCAGUCUCGGUCACUUCAAACGGAGAAGAAGUACCACCACAAGUCUCGAUCACCUUCUUCUGUGGAGAGCUCUAGCGUAUGUACCAGACGAAGACACACUUCAUACAACGAGACUCGACCCACGUUUUUGAAGGGUCAAACAGAUGCCAUGGAUGUUGAUGCAGAGCAGCAAGACAAUGAUCAAGCUCAUGGACAAGACAAUGAACAUGAACAUGCCAUGGGGAGCAGUUCAGAGGAUUCAGAUGAAUAUGAAGACAGCACAAACAAUUCCAUAUAUCGAGUGAAGGUCACAGAUAUCAUUUUAGAUGAAAAGGAUACCAUGAUAUAUCCGACUUGA